Molecule: messenger RNA, 258 nt
Organism: Ilex paraguariensis (yerba mate)
Lineage: Eukaryota; Viridiplantae; Streptophyta; Magnoliopsida; Aquifoliales; Aquifoliaceae
Source: the annotation of a GenBank genome assembly
AUGCGGAAUAAUGAAGAUAAGGUUGAUGAUAAUGCGGAAUCGAUUUCAGAGAACCCGAUUGNUGCCUUCAAGGAUGGUGGAUACAAUGUUGCACAGUGCAUGAGAGCUGUGGCUGAACCCUUGCUUCUCAGUCACUUUGGCGUAGCAAUAAUUGACGAGGUGUUCUGCAGGUACAGGAAGAUUCUGGCUGAUAAAAUGUCUAAAGAGAGAACUGAGUUCAUCAAUGUCACUGUUGCAAUGACUAAAAAGGGGUGGUGA